Messenger RNA from Manihot esculenta (cassava), 2693 nucleotides. Its product is annotated as WEB family protein At5g55860. The coding region runs from base 521 to 2479 and encodes 652 amino acids. The transcript is spliced from 3 exons. NCBI's taxonomy places the organism in Eukaryota, Viridiplantae, Streptophyta, Magnoliopsida, Malpighiales, Euphorbiaceae. The record is from RefSeq and is a predicted model, not a curated record.
GAAACCAACCGGAACGACACAGCGGGGACACGAAGAGGAUCCAUUCACGCCCCCUCUCUCUCUCUCCACUUGAUUCGCCGGAUAUAAACUUUGUCUCUGAACAGUUCAAAAAAUUCGCACCCUCUCUCUUUCUCUCUCCCCGCAUUUCAACUCCCCAUUUCGAUUCCCAAAAGGGUAACUUUUUUCGACUUCUGAUUUCAAAAAUCAGAGAUUUUGCUAAGAAAUUACUGCUUUCUUGGCUGAGAAAAUAAUUACCAAUUUUUCUUGGAGAUUCUCGCCUGCUCCUGUUUUUUAGGAUUCCUUGGUGGGUUUCAGUCUUUGUGUUCGAAGGUUAAAAACUAAAAAGCGCUUUCUAGACCUUCGACCAGAUCAUGAAGAAGAUGAUCAACAAUCAUUUUUCAUUUGCUACUUGAGUGAGGAUGUCAAGAUUGUUCAUUUUGAUCACUUGGUUUUUCUCUCCGGAGCUUGAUUAGGGUUUAUUCUUGAGUGAUAAUUUGAAAAUAUAAAUAAAUUAAGUUCAAUGGGUGCAAAGGAACGUCAGAGUGCUUCAAAUUCUCCUAAAGUAGAGGUGGGAGAGAUUGACACCAGUGCACCAUUUCAGUCUGUUAAAGAUGCUGUCACACACUUUGACGAGGGCACUUUUUCUGGGGAAAAACCAACCAUCAGGAAGUCAAAACCACAUUCUGCUGAGAGAGUUUUGGUCAACGAGACACAGCUCCACCUGGCGCAGAAGGAGCUGAACAAGUUAAAGGAUCAGCUGAAGAAUGCUGAAAUAACUAAAGCCCAAGCACUCGUUGAACUUGAAAAGGCUAAAAGAACAGUUGAGGAUCUCACCCAAAAACUCAUAAAUGUCACUGAAUCUAAAGAUUCAGCAAUUACAGAAACAGAAACUGCUAAAAACCAGGCAAAGGAAAUUGAGGAAACGAAGAGUGGUGAUACUUCUGGAUCCAGUGGUUCUAGGAAGCAGGACUUGGAAUCUGCCAGGGAACAGUACAUGACUGUGUUUACUGAACUUGAUGUUGCAAAGCAAGAACUCCGGAAGAUUCGACAGGGAUGUGAUGCAUCCUUGGAAGCAAAACUUGCUGCCUUAAAUCAAGCUGCAGAAGCAGAAAAUGCAGUAAAAGCAAAUGUAGAAAAAGUUGGUGAGCUUUCUAGGGAAAUCUCAGUGCUACAAGAAUCAAUUGGGCAAGUGAAGCUAGCAUCUCUGCAAGCCCAGCAAGAGCAAGCAAAGACAUUUGCAGAGAAGGAUGUUCUGAGGCAGUCUUAUAAAGCUACGCUGGAAACAUCAGCAAAUAAACUUAUUGCAUUGAAAAAUGAGUUUGAUCCUGAACUUGCCCGGAAUCUUGAAAAGCAACUGGCUGAAACGAUGAAUGAGAUUGAUGCCCUGCAAAAGCAGAUGGAAAAAGCCAAGGCUUCAGAUCUAGAUUCAGUGAGAGCUGUCACUUCAGAGCUAGAUGAUGCUAAGGAGUCAUUGCAAAAAGUAGCAGAAGAGGAAAGCUCCUUGCAAAAUUUGUUGGAUUCUCUUAGGCUGGAACUCGAGAAUGUGAAGAAGCAACAUUCUGAAUUGAAGGAGAAAGAGGCAGAAACAGAAACAAUUGCUGGGAACUUGCAUGUCAAGCUCUGCAAAAUCAAGGCUGAGCUAGAAGCAGCCCUUGCAGAGGAAUCUAAAACAAGAGGUACUUCUGAAGAAAUGAUCUCAACUUUCCACCAGCUAUCAUCAGAAGCAGAGAAUGCACGACAAGAAGCUGAACAAAUGAAGCACAAGGCUGAGGAAUUGAAGAAGGAAGCUGAAGCAGCCAGGAUUGAACUUGAAGAAGCCGAGAAAAAAUUGAGGGUUGCUCUGGAAGAAGCUGAGGAAGCAAAGGCAGCAGAAACAAGGGCGCUUGAUCAGAUCAAGAUAUUAUCUGAGAAAACUAAUGCUGCUCGUGCUUCAACUUCGGAGUCUGGUGCCAAGAUCACAAUCUCCCGAGAAGAGUACAAAGCUUUGAGCAGGAAAGUGGAGGAGUCCGACACAUUGGCAGAAAUGAAAGUAGCAGCAGCCAUGGCUCAGGUAGAAGCUGUGAAGGCUAGUGAAAAUGAGGCUUUCAAGAGGAUUGAGGCAACGCAGAAGGAGAUUGAGGAUAUGGAGGUUGCAACUCAGGAAGCUUUGAAGAGGGCAGAGAUGGCUGAAGCAGCAAAGAGGGCAGUUGAGGGAGAACUUCGAAGGUGGCGUGAACGAGAGCAAAAGAAGGCAGCUGAAACUGCAUCAAGGAUACUAGCAGAGACGGAGAUGUCACUAGAAUCAUCUCCUCACCAUUAUAAGAUUCAAAAGCAAAAACCAACAGCGCAGAAAGUUAUUGAGGUCCGGAAGUUGGAGAAAGCGAAGACUUCUAUUUCCAAGAAAGUACUUUUGCCUAAACUCAGCGGCAUCUUCCAGCGUAAGAAAUACCAAAUUGAAGGUGGAUCUCCUUCAUACCUUCCUGGUGAGAAGCCUGUCUGACACUUGCGUUUGCAAGAUCUUUAUGUAGGAAUCGAUGAGAGGCAUUGUUUAUGAUUUUGUGUGUAUAUUUGGAACUGGUGGAAUCAAAUCGUGAAUGUCUCGUCUGUUUAAGGAGUGAAUAUCAAAAGAUUAGCAUGGAAAGCAAGCUUAGGGAAGUGUGGAUUUUGUAUAGAGGCGAACUUAAGUAGAUUAAUGGUUGAUGAUCUUUCUUUAA